CCAAUCAGAUUGUCGUUUGUACCAAGGUUUCCUCUUUGAGUUCCUAGCGGGAAGUAUCUGUCAGAGCUGUUUUCGGGCUUCACAUGCAACCAAAAUCCGCGCUAAAAGAAGCAGCAUGAAGCUAUCCAGAGCUGAAUAUAAAGAGAUCGUGAGGUGGACUGAACACCUAAGACCAACACGCCAGUGUAUGAAAAUGCUCAAAGAAAGAUUUCCAAAUCACUCGCAGUCCACUCUUCUGAGCAUCUUCUCCCUGGAGUACCAGAAACGAACCAAAAGGACCAUCUCAAGACAUCACGCACCAGAUGUUAUUGAAAGCCACUACCAAAGGUAUCUGAGUGAAAGCAAGGCUCGUCCCACCGCUCCUGUCCUGCUGGAGUUGGCAAAUGAGGUAGAUCUGUCUCCCGCACUGAUGGCUCGGAUCAUCCUUGACAGAUUCCUUCAAGACCUGGAGGGUGAAACGCGUGAGUACCACUUUUCCAUUUCCCACUCUGUCCUUUCUGUCAUCCCCUCCAUCAUUCUUAGCCAUAAUAUUUCUUCCCCCUCUUUUCAGUGCACAAUAAAUGACUGCUGUUAUGGACCGCUGGUAGACUGCAUCAAACAUGCUAUUGGCCAGGAACAUGAGGUGCUGCUCCGUGAUAAGCUGAAGGAGAGGAACCUUUCCUAUUUAGAUGAAAACCAACUGAGGACUAUGGGGUACGACAAAACACCUGAUAUCAUCCUGGAGGUUCCAAUUGCUGUGGAGGGACAUAUCGUACACUGGAUCGAGAGCAAAGCUUCAUUUGGGGACGACCACAGCCAUCGCACAUAUCUGAAUGAGCAGUUCUGGAGCUACUGGAACAGGUUUGGUCCAGGCCUUGUGAUCUACUGGUACGGUUUUAUCGGAGAACUGGACUGCCAGCGAGACAGAGGAAUCCUGCUCAAAGACUGCUUCCCUACAGACAUCUCCACUCUGUGCCAUGCCUCCCAGCCAGGCCAACUGCCACAGGAUCCACAAUAAGGACAAAGAGAAAAGAUGAGACGUGGAGCAAAAAAAAAAAAAGUAAACACAGACGGGAGAUUAAAUGGAAGAGGAAGACGAGGAGGCUGCGUCCAGCAGGACUUUGCGAUUGCUUUCCUGCAGUGUGAAAAUACCGGCCAAAAAAAAAAAAA
Molecule: messenger RNA, 1149 nt
Organism: Cynoglossus semilaevis (tongue sole)
Lineage: Eukaryota; Metazoa; Chordata; Actinopteri; Pleuronectiformes; Cynoglossidae
Gene: cdin1
Product: CDAN1 interacting nuclease 1
Exons: 11
Coding region: 116-997 (293 amino acids)
Biological process (GO): erythrocyte differentiation
Cellular component (GO): cytoplasm; nucleus
Source: RefSeq, a predicted model, not a curated record